AUGGGAAGGAUAUGUAAAGGAAAAUGGGAAGGUCUGUUGAGAGAAUGGGAAGGUCUGUUGAGAGAAUGGGAAGGUUUGUUGAGAGAAUGGGAAGGUCAGUUGAGAGAAUGGGAAGGUCUGUUGAGAGAAUGGGAAGGUUUGUUGAGAGAAUGGGAAGGUUUGUUGAGAGAAUGGGAAGGUCAGUUGAGAGAAUGGGAAGGUCUGUUGAGAGAAUGGGAAGGUUUGUUGAGAGAAUGGGAAGGUUUGUUGAGAGAAUGGGAAGGUCUGUUGAGAGAAUGGGAAGGUUUGUUGAGAGAAUGGGAAGGUUUGUUGAGAGAAUGGGAAGGUUUGUUGAGAGAAUGGGAAGGUUUGUUGAGAGAAUGGGAAGGUCUGUUGAGAGAAUGGGAAGGUUUGUUGAGAGAAUGGGAAGGUUUGUUGAGAGAAUGGGAAGGUUUGUUGAGAGAAUGGGAAGGUCUAGAGAGAAUGGGAAGGUCUGUUGAGAGAAUGGGAAGGUCUGUUGAGAGAAUGGGAAGGUUUGUUGAGAGAAUGGGAAGGUUUGUUGAGAGAAUGGGAAGGUUUGUUGAGAGAAUGGGAAGGUCUGUUGAGAGAAUGGGAAGGUCUGUUGAGAGAAUGGGAAGGUCUGUUGAGAGAAUGGGAAGGUCUGUUGAGAGAAUGGGAAGGUCUGUUGAGAGAAUGGGAAGGUCUGUUGAGAGAAUGGGAAGGUCUGUUGAGAGAAUGGGAAGGUCUGUUGAGAGAAUGGGAAGGUCUGUUGAGAGAAUGGGAAGGUCUGUUAUGAGAAUGGGAAGGUCUGUUAAGAAAAUGGUUAGGUCUGUUAUGAGAAUGGGAAGGUCUGUUAAGAAAAUGGUUAGGUCUGUUAUGAGAAUGGGAAGGUCUGUUAAGAAAAUGGUUAGGUCUGUUAUGAGAAUGGGAAGGUCUGUUAUGAGAAUGGGAAGGUCACCUGAGAAAAUAGGAAUUAAAGUCUGUCUACUCUAAAUAGUCCCUUUGAGGCUGACACACGUAAUAAACCUAAACAAUGACUGUAUGGGAAGAAUUUAACGUUUUAUUUCUCUUAACCCGCAGACAGAUAAUUAUAUAAAGAGGAGCCAUAAUGAUAAUGAUAAUGUAGAGGUUAUGUACAUAAUGACAGGUUCAAGAGUAAUAUCCACUGAAGAAGAAAAUGAGGCGAUAGAUUGAUUGAUAAUUUGAAUGAAAAAAAAAAAAGGAUUGAUUGAUUGAUUGAUAGUUUAUUGUUGCAGGUAAACAACAAGGGAGAAGGGAGGAACAUGCCAUCCCAACCCCCAGGCAGGACAGAGUGUGAUUGUACAACUAUUAAUACAUGUGUAGGGAGCACCAGGAAAUUAAAAGAUACAAUGGUAGGAAUUAAGGAAAGCACAACAUUGGGAUAAUAAAAUGAGCAGAAUUAAGGCAAUACCUAAUAAUGAAAAUGUACGGUAGAAAUAAUGUAGAUAAUGAAAGGUACCGUAGAGGAAAAAUCAAAGAAACACGAAAAAAAUGCUGAAAUAUAUAUGAAAAAUGUACUACAAUA
Messenger RNA from Eriocheir sinensis (Chinese mitten crab), 1525 nucleotides. RefSeq names its product heterogeneous nuclear ribonucleoprotein M-like. NCBI's taxonomy places the organism in Eukaryota, Metazoa, Arthropoda, Malacostraca, Decapoda, Varunidae. The transcript is spliced from 6 exons. The record is from RefSeq and is a predicted model, not a curated record. Bases 1 to 972 code for a protein of 323 amino acids.